Vicugna pacos (alpaca) is the source of this 2942-nucleotide messenger RNA. The record is from RefSeq and is a predicted model, not a curated record. Lineage: Eukaryota; Metazoa; Chordata; Mammalia; Artiodactyla; Camelidae.
CAGCCUGUGCUUUUGCAGUCCGGGUCUCACGCGACGUUUCCGGGUCUCGUCAGAUGUGAGUCGGAUGGAGCGGCCGGGGGAAGGCGAGCAGCCGCCGCAGCAGCAGCCGUGGGGCAGGCUCCUCCGCCUGGGCGCCGAGGAGGGCGAGCCGCACGUCCUCCUGAGGAAACGGGAGUGGACCAUCGGGCGGAGAAGAGGCUGUGACCUUUCAUUCCCCGGCAAUAAGCUGGUCUCUGGAGACCAUUGUAAGAUUAUAGUGGACGAAAAAUCUGGUCAGGUGUCACUGGAAGAUACCAGCACCAAUGGAACAGUAAUUAACAAGCUGAAGGUUGUAAAGAAGCAGACCUGCCCUUUACAGACUGGGGACGUCAUCUACUUGGUGUACAGGAAGAAUGAACCAGAGCACAAUGUGGCAUACCUCUACGAAUCUUUUAAUGAAAAGCAAGGCGUAACACAGGACUCCUUCGAAGCUAACAAAGAAAAUGUGCUCCACACGACCAAAGAUACCUCAGGUACAGGGCGAGGCGACAACCCUGGGGCCCUGCCCUCGGCGCCCGCCACUCAGGUGGUCUUUGAGGAACCACAGCCAUCGACGUCGACGUCAGACCUCUUCCCUGCGGCCUCUACCUCUUCCAUAGAGCCCAGCUCUGCAGGGAGAGUGCCUCCCUGCAGCCCUGAUGCAGAUGGGGAUCCCAACCUGGACCUGCCAACGGGGGUCGCAGACCAGGGUAGAGACACCCAGGCCAGCCUUGAGGUCAGAGCUGCAGCCGUGAAGCCAGACAAGAUGGAGGAGACACUCACCUGCAUCAUCUGCCAGGACCUGCUGCACGACUGUGUGAGCCUGCAGCCCUGCAUGCACACCUUCUGCGCAGCCUGCUACUCCGGCUGGAUGGAGCGCUCUGCCCUGUGCCCCACCUGCCGCUGUCCAGUCGAGCGCAUCUGCAAAAACCACAUCCUCAACAACCUGGUGGAGGCCUACCUGCUGCAGCACCCGGACAAGGGCCGCAGCGAGGAGGACAUGCGCAGCAUGGCCGCCAGGAACAGGAUCACUCAGGACAUGCUGCAGCCCAAAGUCCGGAGGGCCUUCUCGGACGAGGAGGGCAGCUCCGAGGACCUGCUGGAGCUGUCAGACGUGGACAGUGAGUCCUCGGACGUUAGCCAGCCGUACGUCGUGUGCAGACAGUGCCCUGAGUACCGAAGGCAGGCGGGGCAGCCUCUUCCCUGCCCAGGGCCUGGCAGCGAGCCAGGGGCACCAGCAACCCCUGGGGAUGCGCCGUCAACAUCCACCAGUGUUGCAACAGCCCAGGACUACGUGUGUGCCCUGCAAGGAAGCCAUGCCAUUUGCAACUGCUGCUUCCAGCCCAUGCCCGACCGGCGGGCGGAGCGUGAGCGGGACCCUCGCAUCGCCCCCCAGCAGUGUGCUGUUUGCCUACAGCCCUUCUGCCACCUGUACUGGGGCUGCACCCGCACCGGCUGCCUUGGCUGCCUGGCCCCAUUCUGUGAACUCAACCUGGGUGACAGGUGUCUGGACGGGGUGCUGAGCAACAACAACUACGAGUCGGACAUCCUAAAGAAUUACCUGGCAACCAGGGGUUUGACGUGGAAAAACGUGCUUACCGAAAGUCUUGUGGCUCUUCAGAGGGGAGUGUUCCUGCUGUCUGAUUACAGAGUCACCGGGAACACCGUGCUAUGCUACUGCUGCGGCCUGCGGAGCUUCCGAGAGCUGUCCUACCAGUAUCGGCAGAACAUUCCCGCUUCCGAGCUGCCGGUGGCUGUAACAUCCCGUCCUGAUUGCUACUGGGGCCGCAACUGCCGCACUCAAGUGAAGGCCCACCAUGCAAUGAAAUUCAAUCACAUCUGUGAACAGACGAGGUUCAAGAACUAAGCAUCCAGUGAGGCACCCAGAUGGCUGAGGAAUAUUGGAGGUCGAGGACACGUGUUUCAGAAAAUACCGAAUUCCGACAGUUUGAGGGCAUUUUACAGCCCCCCUUAGGGGACACUGGGAGGGGGAUCUCCGCGUCGGGCCCUGUGGUGUGACUUUUACUUUGCGGAGUGAGACCCUCGGUAAGAAGCCCUCCAGUGGCCUGGGAGGUCCAGGGCGGCACAAGCCGUCCACCGAGCUCUGGGGCCCGAGAAGCAGCCGUCACCUGUUCCCUCCCACUGAGAUGACCGCAGGCCUGCCCUCUGCACCUUCCCGCACCACUGCAACACAGCCAUCCCUCUUCAGGAGAAGCGUCCUGGGAGAGGGAGGAAAGUUUGUCAGGAGCGCUGUGUCGUUUGAGGAAGGGGAGGCUGACAGGCCGUGGGCGUCCAGCACGCCUACUGCAGGGCGAGCCAGCGUCUCACGCUUGUGUUUUCAUAGAUUUGGUGCUUAUCCUCUAAUAAGACUUACCUAUCACAACCAGUAGCACAAAUGAUAUAAUUUAUAAUGUACAAAUUGGACUAAAAUUGGGGCUAGUAUGAUAUUUGAAAGAGUAUGUCUCUGUUGAUUACAAACAAGUCAUCAGCCGUCCAGGGCUACUAACCCCAGACCCCUGGCGUCGAGGGCACGGUCGGGCCCAUUUCUUGCUCCUCCCCUGUGUUGGGGACUGGGGGCUGCCCAGGGGUCACCCCCUGGCUCCUGUGGAGCAGCCCCUUCCCGCCAAGAGCUUGAGGGACCUGCGCUUCCCUGAGUCCUCACCCUCUCCUCCUGCGUUGGGUGUGCCGUGUCAUCCGGAACAAUACUUGAAAUUUUGUUCUUUGUUUAAAAAAAAAAGUUUGUUUAUCCUUUGUCGAAAUCAUCUGUUAGGUUUGUCUGCAAAAGGGUAACUUUUUUGCUUCUCCUCAGGAAUACAAUUUUCAGCUUUGUCUUGCUCUUGAUGCAGACUGAGAAGCAGCGCUCUGGAAGAAGGCUGCCUUCCUGCGUCCCAAUAAACAAGCCGUGUCUGUUUCUCUACCCAGCA